CAAUUCAAAACAUUUGGCGCAAAAUAUGGGCUGCUGUGGACAUUCGCGGGAUACAGGUUCGAAAACAUUGCGUACCAUUGGCCCUGUACGAAAUAGAACAUGUACAGAUAUUCCUUGUUGUAUAUUGUUCUCAAUAUUCAUCGUUGGUUUCCUUAUCGUUACUUUGUGGAGUUUCGCCAUGGGAGACUUUAAACGUGUCGUACAUCCAACUAAUUCGCAAGGACAAGUUUGUGGUCGUGAUGUUCCUGGAAAACCAUAUCUGUUCUUCUUUGAUUUGCAAAGUUGUCUCAGACUGGGGCCAGCUUUAGUUGUUACAGGGUGCCCGACGCCUCAGGUCUGUGUAGCAUCGUGUCCAAAAUAUUACUGGUCUUGGAAAGGUCCCUUUGAUCAAAAACUUCAAUAUGUUAGGAGUUUAAUGAUAUGUGUAGGGGGUGUAGAUGCGAAUGAUCCUAAAUUUGCCAACCUGAGUAUUGAUCAAUUAGUACAAGACAAACAAUGUGCCCCAUAUGUAUAUCAUUCUAGAUCAAUGCUUGGUCGGUGCAUCCCAAGUCAAGUAUCUCGGUUAAUGGGAAAUGGAACUGGUCAAGUUCGUGAUGAAACUGGUAAACCUAUACUUUUAAUGGAUGCCAAAAAUCAAGAGGUGAAUGGUAUGGAAGUAGUGAAAAGUCGAAAAUUGGUGUUGGAAUUUACUACAUUCUUUGAAAAAGUUGUUGCUGAUCUAAGCCAAACUUGGCAUGUUAUAUUAGUAUGUAUUUCAGUAUCUGUGGUGUUAUCAUUCUGUUGGAUCGUUUUAUUACGAUGUUGUGCAUCAGUUAUGGUUUGGACUUCAUUAAUUCUAUUUGUCGCCCUGUUUUCUUUCGGCACUGGGUUUUGUUUUUACAGAUGGAGUGUACUACGUAAAACAACUGAGGGUUCUAAUGACCUUGAAUUCUCUUUGGAUAUUGCUUCGUAUUUCCGUUUAGCAUCGACAUGGCUUGCAUUAGGAAUUAUUUUUGCUAUUCUACUGGUGAUCAUACUUCUGAUAUUAAUAUUUUUACGCAAGCGUAUUCUUGUGGCUAUUGCAAUAUUAAACGAAGCAAGCAAAGCAGUUUCAACUAUGACAUCUGUAUUGUUUUGGCCAAUACUACCGUUCAUUCUUGAAUUGAUUGUUAUUGCUCAAGUUUUAUUUGUGGCUAUUUCAUUGCGAACAAUAUCUGAUCCUGUUGGGACUAAAAUUAUGAAUGAUGAUCCUACCGUAACUCCGGGAUUUGGAGAUAAGGCUAGAAAUGAUAUAAGAGAAAUUUUUCAACUUAUCCCAUGUGAUCCUUUACAAAACAAUUCAGCUGGCAAAGCUUGUCGUUUUCUGUAUUAUGGAGACCGGAAAUAUACUAUCUACCUACAAUUUUUCAAUUUAUUCAUGUUUUUUUGGUUAAUCAAUUUUGUCAAAUCCUUAACACAAAUGACUUUAGCAGGAACAUUUGCUGAAUACUACUUUUCGUCUCAUAAUCAAAAAUCUUCAUCAAAAUGUCCAUUAAUAACAAGUCUAUUUCGAUCAACCUUUUAUCAUACUGGUUCAUUAGCAUUUGGAUCGUUUCUAAUUGCUUUAUUACAAUGGCUACGUGUUACACUUGAAUAUAUCAAUGCAAAAUUGAAGAAAGCUAAUAAUCCUGUUACAAAUUUUCUCUUGAAAUGUUUAAGUUGUUGUUUUUGGCUACUUGAGAAAUUUCUAAGAUUUCUUAAUAGAAAUGCUUUUAUUAUGAUUGCUAUCUAUGGUCAAAGUUUUUGUUCAGCCUCUCGUUCAGCAUUGUCUUUACUUGCGCGCAAUGUAGUCAGACUAUUUGUGGUCGAUAAAGUGACUGAUUUUAUUUUAUUUAUUGGAAAACUUGUUGUUGUCAGUAUUGUUGGUAAGUGAACAUAUUUGAAUUUUGUGUGAACAUGGCUAAAUAAUAUUUGAGUAGGGUUAUUUUUUUACUGUACUAUAACAUUGUAUUACUGGUUCAUUUUAAAGUUUAAUAAGGACAUUUCCUGUACAGUUUUGUAUAAACGGUGUCUGUAAUGACAGUUUUACAUAAUACUAACUUUUUUGAAUAAAAGUAAAAAGAAUUUAGCGAAGAAAAUUUCUUCACUGAAAUGACACAAUGGGUUAUUUUAACUAACUGUUUUGUUCUAUCAAUAAUAAAUAUGCGAGAAUGAUAAGGUAUAGAUCUGAUUGGUAUAUUUCUUGAGAAUGUGUUCGGGAAAAAAAUAACUUCUAUUUGACAUAUUCUAAAAAGAAAGAAUUAAUUGUUGUUGAUAUCCUUCAGAAAUCAGUUAUUGGUUAGUUUGGUUAUGAAAGAUAAAUAGUAUUCAUAAUGAAUCCGACUUUACCGAAUAACGAUUUCACUACUUAAGCUGGUUAUAAUAAAUCAACCUUGGGAUCUGUUGAAACAAGUUGUUAAAAACUUAACCAAUAACAAUACUAUACAAAUUUCUAUUGAAAAUAAUUGUUGUAUUUUUAUAGUUGACCUUUAUUUCAUUCUUCGUGGUGGCCUUGUUUGGUCACCCGAAUGUUUAUCAUCGUUAAGCGUAAGUGAUUUCUACUAUGACAAUUCAAAAUUUUAUAUAAUGUCUUCUGUGUAUUAGCAUGCUGUCAAGUCUCAUUUAAAAAUUUCUAUGUUACGCGUAUCAUGCAUGGAUCUCACACAGUAAUUUUUUGUGUUGUAUUCAUUGUUAGUUUAUAAAAUGCUAAAUUUGAGACUUCAUACCAUGGUUUGUAUCAUUGUACGGUAAUGGUUACUAUCAAUUCACAGUGUUGUCUAAACUAAUUCAUUUAAUCCAUUCAUUCUCUGGUGGAUAUGAAGAAUAAUGCCAUUAAGAUUGUAUGUAACCAUUUCAACUAUUAAUAUUUCACCUUGUGUUACUAGUUAUUUUUUCCUGUUGUUUGCCAUCUAAAAUGGAUCAUAAUUUUUUUGAAUUCAGGUGGUAUGGCUUAUGUCUAUUUGGAAGGUAUAUUGUUCAAAGGGAAUGACUUUCUAAGUGACGCGUUUACUUCUAAUCUUCAUUAUGCAUUCGUGCCAUUGGGUGUAAGUUACAUCUUAUUAUUGUAUUUGUUUAUAGUUUCACUUUUUUAUUUUUGGUGUACUUUUAAAUAUUGCAUGUUUAUUUCAUCUUUUAAUCGGUUCAAGAUUUCUUUCAUCAUGACAUGACGAAUCUUUUCAUUGUUCUUUUCUUUCAUGAGUUCAUACAUAACACUGAGUUAUUUUGUACAUUUGUUGUAUGUUGUAUUGCUUGUUCGAAUUUGGGUUUAGACAAUAAUUUAAAAGUUGCUGUAUACUUGACAUUUUGGCGGAGUUAUGUUCUCUGAACUAGAUGGUUUGGCCGUGGAGUUUCCAUCGUUCUUCUGAACAACAACAUCACGAAAUUCAGGUAGAAGUGAAGUAUUCGAAUUUCUCCGCGUGUGGCUCACAGCCUGUUUUAUAGACGUCCAUCUUGAUUGGUUAUUGUUGACAUUCAACCUGUCAUUGUUUGCUCCUUUAUUUUGAUUAUAUCUCCCAUUUGUUUGAUUUUCGGUCCUAUAUUUGUCCAUAAUUAUUAUGAUUGGUUAAUAAAUUAAAUCUAUUUCAAUGUGCUUGUUGAUUGUAGAUUAGCCUAGGUGCCAAGCUUCUAAAAAAUGUUUUUAGAAUUACCUGUAUUCAAGAUCUCAAUAUUUUCCCAAUCGAAUGUAUGUUCACAGUUGUUUACAUGGAUUGUUAUAAGCAAGGAUAUGUCAUGACGUUUGACCGCAAAUCGAUGUUCGUUCAGGCGAAAAUGAAGAGGGCAUCCUCUUUGUCUACCAAAAUCAUUCACCUGAUCUACAAACCUCCACUUGACAUUUUUUAAAGCAAAAUAAGAUGUAUUCAUACAUGUUCAGUCAGUCACUCAUAUGGACAAUUUAGAACCUAGCAUAAAUGUGUAUUAGCUCACGAUGUUAUACCACAUCAAUACAGCUUGAAGAAAUGAACAAGAUUACUAGUAAGAUCGUUCAUAUAUUAAUAGCAUCUGUGAUAGCGAGAAAGGCUAAACAUUUAAAAAAUUAGUUCGGAAAGAAGAGAUGAAGAAAUAUUUUACCUCAUAGCUUAGAGGAAGGUAACGCAGGAAUAGAACUGCGCGAGUAUGAAAAUACACGUCAGGUAAUCAUAAAAUAAAAAAACUUAAUCAGUAUUUUGACUAAAAAUAGGUUGUUCAAAGUGGUUUAGGGGGGAUUACGAAAUCCUUUCUAGCAUAUUCUUUAAUUUAUGAUAAAUCAUUACUUUUUGUUCCAAGAAGUUAUAAUACAUUAUAGACCUAAGUUUAAGGAAAUUGUUUUGUCGCGUACGUAAUGUACACUAUUUAUCUUGAUAUAUUAUUUAUUUCAUUUAGUUGACUGUAAAACGUGUUCCAUAUUCUUUUUGUUAUACAUUUUUAGAUUAUCAUACUUGCAUCUUACCUUGUGGCGUCAUUAUUCUCAAGUGUUUUCGAAAUGGGUGUCGAUACAAUAUUUCUUUGCUUUUUGGAAGAUUUAGAAAAGAAUGACGGAUCUGCUGAAAGACCAUAUUAUAUGAGUAAAAAUCUUAUGAAUAUUUUAGGAAAACGAAAUGCUCAAUUACCACAAGUUAAACAAACUAUUUAAUAUUAUUUUUGUUCAAUGUGCCUUCAUUACACGUCAUAGUUUCUUUUUUUGUUUUGUUUUUAAUUUUGCACAAAAUAUUUGUUAAAAAAAAUCACAAAUAGAAAUACAAUCAAUCCUAUUUCAUUUGCAUUUUCUUUUCCCGCCAAACAUUAUUGACUUGCUUUAUCACAAUCUCUUACGUAAUAUUCACUCACCGCUUUAUUUGUUCAGGUACGAUAAUUUAUCAGAAAUAAUCUUUUGUUCCCUUCUUGGUUUUUCUUGCCAGUAACUCACAUUGUUAUUAUUAUUAUUAUUAUAUUAUUUUGCUUAAAAUUUGUUACGCAAGUUUUUUUCGCGUUUUUUUAAUCUAAAAAUAAACGUUUGUUUUACUGA
Messenger RNA from Schistosoma curassoni, 4978 nucleotides. The record is from the annotation of a GenBank genome assembly. Lineage: Eukaryota; Metazoa; Platyhelminthes; Trematoda; Strigeidida; Schistosomatidae.